AAAAAAAUAUAUAUAAAUAUUACGAAAAAAAAAAAAUAAAUAUAUAUGAAAACGAAAAAUUUGUCAUUUAGAUACAGUUUAAGAACUCAAAUUGAUUAAAAUCGAAUUAUCAAAAAAUUAAAAGUCACAACAAUUUGUCAGAUGAGUCAAAUUCCUUGUAAAAAUCCCACCGCUAGUGGGAGACACAAAAACAAUACCAUGCAAAAUUUGAACAUAUGUCCGCAAGUUCGUGGACGCUCUCGUAACCGCCAAUUCCGUUUGAUGUCCACGUCAGAUGCACUUGAAACUGGAAACGAUGUAUCUCCAGGUCCACCAGGCAUUCUUAAUAUUGUAGUGCCCAGACAUAUAAGUAGUGAAACGUCGGUUAUUAGUUCUCGAAUAAACGUCGCUUCAUUGAAUGUAGUCUCAAAUUCGUCAAUGCCUUCAAGGACGUUAGACCCUAAUGAAUUUGAUGAUGAACCACAUUUUUCGGAAUUAGAUUCAUGGAUGGAACAAAAGCAUUCAACAAUUAAGCCGUCAACAAAAAAGUGUCAGCCAACAGAAAAAUUGUGUCAUAAGGAGAAAAGUGCUGAGACUGUGCGACCGAUGAAAUCCAGCCAGCCAUGCAAACCACCGCAAUAUGAUGUAAACUGCUUGCAGCAACGACUAGUUAAAUAUCGUGCCGAAAUGAAUGGUUGUGGGGAUGCAGCAAAACUAAAUGGACAAUUGAAUGAGAUAUUUGUGCAACGCUUGGUCGAUAUUGAAAAUGUGGCGAAAGACGAUACGGAUAUUAAGCUUGUAACUUAUCAGGAGUGGGUGGAUAUGCUAAUGCAAAUUAAUGAGGUGAUAAUUGGCAAUAUGGUAGAUCUGGAAAGCGAGGUAGCAGAAAGGCUGGAGUGCAUGAAGAGUCGGAUUAAAUCGACUUGCAGCGAAGGAAGUAGUAUUGAGCAGAAAUAUCGUCAGGAUAUUUGUUCGCUAAUGAAGCUUAUAAAAAAUGCAUAUCACCAUGAUAACUGGGACAUUCAAGGACUUGAAUUCCACACUGUUAAUCUAAAUGAGAUUUUGAGUGCCAAAAAUGCAACUUGUUCGGACCCGGAACGUGCAAAUAACUUGAGGGAUCCGUUCGACGAUGAUCAGGACUCAUGCAAUAGGUGUUGUGUUAAUGAUCCGGAAUAUGAAUUAGAAAAUGUUACUUUUGAACCGUCUGAUGUACGGUGUGGUCAUACAAGUCGAACUACUAAUAUGACGGGCAACGUCGGCAGUUACGUUGAUGCUUGCGAUCAGAAGUGCGUAGAAGAUAUUACUUGCAAAGCCAGCUGUAAUACGAUUACGGCUAAAGAACCAACAUGUUCUAUUACAGAAAUCUUACAAGAUUACUCUUUCGACCCACGGAGCAAGAAAUCUAUUAUACAAGAAGAAAACACAAACACGAAUUUACGUGCUCUUGCUGUAGAGGUCGCUGCCAAGCAUGAUGAGAUCUGUGAUUUAAAACGGCAAAUUUCCUGCCUGGAGGAGGAGAUACAAAAGGCGCAACAAAAGAUUCAGCUUAAAGAUAAUGUUAUAAAAGAGUUACGAAACGAUUUGAAAUGUGCCAAUACCAAGCUAACACAGAACGCUUCAAAUAUUUGUGUUGCAUGCGGCGGUGAGUCGACCUUUUACAGUAUGCCACCGAUUAAUUUGGAGCAACAGUCAUCAAGAAGCGCUUCAACACAGGUCUCUGCUGGUCCGGAUUCAUCCAAUCAGUUUCCAUGCCUUACUGAAGACUAUUCAUAUGACUAUUUGAGUAAUGCCGGUCAACUGGAACAACAAAAGCUAAAGGACCUCGAUGCUGAGUUAAAUGAGCUUUUUCGAGUUACUAACGAUUUUAAAAAUCAAAAUCUGGAGUAUCAUCGGAAGCGGUUGUCGGAUAUUUUCCAAAAAUCAGAAGCAGAAAAAGCGGAAGCCUAUCGAAAGUUGGAUUUUAUUCGCAAACAACUUGUCAACCUCGAUGUUUCAAGCGGUCAACCAUCAAAACAUUCAACCAAUGAUUCUGAUUCAGGUUUUAGCUCCAAAGUUGACGGUAAUCAGGAUGCAAAGAUUUUAAAUGGCUUGCGCGAUCAUCUACGUCGACUAAAUGAUACGAUUUGCGACUUGAAAAACUGUAUACAAAAUCUUAAAAUCGAAAACAAUGAACUUUCCACGUGUUUAGAAACAGAAAGGGACUUUGCGCAGCGGAACAGUGAUACGUUAAAGGAUAUAGCAGAUAUGCUUUCUGGAAUGUCAGGCGAGCAUUUUUCCUACAACGAUAUAUAUGACAGGAAUUCUGAGUUAAAUCCUUUCUGCCAAGCAAUCAUACGAAUGAAAUGUAACUCUGAAAACAAAGAACGAACACUUCGAAAACGUUUAUCAAUGAAAUGCGAACAACUUGAACUGCAGAAAUCGGAGAUGUGUAAUGAAAACGAAUUGAAGCAAUUGCAUAGCAGCACCAAAUUGUCAGGCGACUGUUCCCACGAUCACCAGUUUGAGCAAUCAUAUAAAUUAUGGGACAGAUCACAUCUGCUAUCCACCUACGACAGUUACCUAAGCAUCGUAAGAGAAUUAAAAAACGAACUUACAUUCCUUUCUCGGCAAGUAGCUUUGGUACAAAAAGAGUUUUGUGAGCCCUCCGAACAAGAUGAGGAUCGUGACAUAAAACUCGAAUCUUCACUCAAGGCACUGGAAUCUCACAACGAGGUGCUGCAACGAACAUUGGAACAAGCAUCGCAAGACAAUCACAAACACUGCUCCGAAUUAAGCCAAAGUAACGAGAAUCUUCGCUGCCAAGUACAGCAUUUGCAACGUACCAUUUUGGAGAAAGAGCAAUGCAUUGGAAAACUUAAUAGUAUGCUGGAUCAGGUGCAGUGUGAACAACAGCAACAACAUCAUCAAGCCAAAGAAUGUUGCCUGCACGCUAAGGACAAGGAGUUACUUGAGAUGUGUCAGAAGUUGGAACAGGCUAAUAAAAAGGUAGAGUCACUAAUGUGUGAACUAGAGCAGAGCCAGAAGCAGGAGCGUUUUUUACUUUGCGAGACUCGAAAGCUUAACGAAGAAUUGAAUGAGAGUAAAAGAAAACACAGUGAUCUUAAUAUGCAAAUGCACCGACUAAAUACAUUACUGAAGUCUCAAGAUUCCUGCCGAACCGAUAUUUGCAAAAAAUAUGAGGAACUGGAACGAAAUUAUGAGGACCAGGCGAAACAGUUGCGAGCCGCAUGUGCUCAAAUGAAUUGCCUACAAGAGCGUCUUGGGCUAUUGGACAAACGUCAAGAGGAGCACAAUAUGGAGCGUAAUCUGUUAAGGGACGAAGUGCUGGCCUUGAAAGAAAAGGAAGCUGCGUUGCUGAGCAAACAAAGAUGUCUUACGGAGCAAUUAAUGAAGACUGAAAAGGAACUAUACACGGCACACAACGUUAUGAAGGAGCAGCAACAAAUUAUGCAGCGGAGUGAGUCUACGCAAAAAGAUUUCACAAAGCGACUUCAAGAAGCAAACAAUGAGCUAAAGAGGCAAUUCAAAGUACUCUGCGAUGACUAUGGAGAGCUUGAGGAUGAAUACAAGAAACAAUGCGAUCUUCGCAAGCAAAAUGAAAAAGUUAUUGAAUCAUUUCGCAAGUGGAAGGAAGCGCAAUUGAAAGCAGAUGACGCGACCCGUGCGAGUUUCAAACAGUAUGAGGAACACAUAAAACUGUUGCUGGAGGAAAAACAAAAAUUCUUAAGACAAUAUCGCGAUCUGUAUAGAGACUAUUCUACAUUGCAGAAUGAAUUGGAAAGAAUAAAAAUGUGCACGUACAGUUUCAGCAAUCCCGAACCGACAUCGAAUAUUUCGGAAAAUUCGAUACCGCAGCGCCUAGGACUCAUCCGUAGCACAUCACUUCGCGUUUCACAGCAGAGCAGCUCUUUAAAGUGUGAAGACACAUCGCUGGACGCGUCAGGGUCUAAUCCUCUGUGAGCUGAGCCGUUGUCAAGCAACAAAGUGCAUUAUCUGUAGUGCCUAUAUGGUAAAUGUGAAUGAUAACAGCGAGGGUUUCCACUUCUUUUGUAUCUCACCGGCGACUUAUCGUGUUUGUAGUUGCACAUCAGAGCGACAAUUCCGACGAAUGUGAAUCACAUGUACUAUAUCUACUAUAUACAUUUGAGUAUAUUAACUAGUUGUGUUCUGAGCUGAGUUUCUAACCAACCGUGCGUAUAUAUUUAUAUGUAUGUAUAUAUAUUACUUUUGUUAUUAUAAAUAUGUAAUAUAAUAUAUAUAAUGAUAUACAUGUAUACAUGUGUAUAUUAUUAUAUAUUAUAUUGUUUUGUAUACAUAUUUAUUUUUUA
This is a messenger RNA of Anastrepha obliqua, 4307 nucleotides long. RefSeq names its product interaptin. NCBI's taxonomy places the organism in Eukaryota, Metazoa, Arthropoda, Insecta, Diptera, Tephritidae. The record is from RefSeq and is a predicted model, not a curated record. Bases 142 to 3939 code for a protein of 1265 amino acids. The transcript has 26 exons.